AUGUAUCCAGGACAACAAUACCACCAGCAACAACAGCAACAACAGCAACACGGUUAUGCGCCACCGCAAGGGAACCCUCAGUACGGAUACGCUCCCCCAGGCGGCAACGCUCCCCCUCCCCAGGGCUAUUACUCCAACCCUUACCCACCACAACAGCAAAACCCAGGCUACCCUGCCUACCCUCAACAGCAACAGCAGUUCUACCCUCCUCCUGCCUCGCCUUACGGUUAUCCUCCACCCGGUGGGAACUAUGCUCCUCCUCAGCAGCAGCAGCAGCAAUAUGCUCCGCCUGUUGCCCCAAUGACCCAUCACCCGAUUGCACCCGCACAUGUACCUCCUCCUCCCGAGGGCUGGGCAGUCCGCCAGAGUACCGUUCGUGCACCACCCACGGAUUUCAAGCUCUCUAACUGUCAGGGUCGCAAGCGCGCCCUCUUCAUCGGAAUCAACUAUUUCGGACAGGGUAGCGAGCUCCGAGGAUGUAUCAACGAUGUCAAGAACAUCAAGACGUUCAUUAUGAAGAACUAUGGGUUCAAGGAGGAGGAUACUAUCUCGUUGACCGAUGAUCAGCAGGACUCGAGUCGUAUUCCCACCCAUGCAAAUAUCCUUGAGGCUAUGCGGUGGUUGGUCCGUGACGCCCGUCCUGAUGAUUCUGGACACGGAGGGCAGGCCAAGGACGAGGACGGCGACGAAGACGAUGGCUUUGACGAGACAAUCUACCCUGUGGACCACGAGGCAGCAGGCGUGAUUGUGGACGACGAGAUGCAUGCGAUCCUCGUCAACCCCUUGCCAGCAGGAUGCCGUUUGACCGCUAUCAUGGACUGCUGUCACUCUGGAUCAGCUCUCGAUCUUCCUUACAUUUACAGCACUACGGGUAACUUGAAGGAACCCAAUAUGAUGGCAGAUGUUGGUCAAGGAGUCUUGGUUGCUGGUAUGGCGUAUUUGAAGGGUGAUACGGGCGGUAUGCUUCGUGGAUUGGGUGAUUUGGGCAAGAAGCUGUUGACGUCGAGAAACCACCGUGAUAAGUCUUUGGACAACAAGUCUAGCCCGGCCGACUGUAUUAUGCUCAGUGGAUGCAAGGAUACUCAGACCUCUGCCGAUGCACACGAGCAGAGCUUUGGAAUGACCGGAGCCAUGACUUUUGCGUUCAUCACAGCCUUGACGGCGAACCCACAACAGAGCUACUUGGAGUUGCUGAACAGCAUCCGCGAUAUCCUGCGCGCCAAGUACGAGCAGAAGCCUCAGCUGAGCUCGAGUCAUCCCUGCGACCUCAGUCUCCUCUUUACCAUGUAG
Linnemannia hyalina is the source of this 1290-nucleotide messenger RNA. The record is from the annotation of a GenBank genome assembly. NCBI's taxonomy places the organism in Eukaryota, Fungi, Mortierellomycota, Mortierellomycetes, Mortierellales, Mortierellaceae.